This is a messenger RNA of Staurois parvus, 284 nucleotides long. NCBI's taxonomy places the organism in Eukaryota, Metazoa, Chordata, Amphibia, Anura, Ranidae. The record is from the annotation of a GenBank genome assembly.
GUAUUUUUUUUUUUGCCUUAUUCACCUUUAACUGAAAAUGAAGGUGUUACUAAACCCACAACAGUAAAAUCAGUCUUUACAUGCAGUAAAGCAUGCUUGUUAUACUCACUGUGGAGCCUAAGAGGUUAAUCCUCUGCAUUGUGUAAAAAGGCUGUUUGAUCCUUUCUUCUCUGCCCCUCCUCUUGUUGACAUGACCACCUGAUACAGACUGAAUUGGUAAUCACAUGCACAUGCUCAGUUUGGUGUGUAUUGCUAGAGAGGUUUUUUUUGGGGGGAGGGUGAAU